AUGCUUACAAACAUAGUUGGGGAAUGUGGUUUAAUUAACUUUUGCCAUAAUCUUUCUGUUCACCUUGUAGAGAAUGCUGAGGGAACUAGCUCGAUUUCAAGUUUCUUUCAAGAUAAAGAUUGUCAUUCUCUUUCAUCAAGUGGAUGUGAUGGAUUUAAUAAUGACCAUUUCCCUCCAUCUCCUUCCGUAAACAAAAUCUGCACUAGACCAGUGUACCAUGUGCAACAAGUAAGGCCUACAUGUGAGGGAAUUUGUGAUGUUCAUGAAACAUCCCAGCAAAAUAAAACUUUUAACAUUGAUGCAAGAGGGGCAUCGCCAAGAAAGAAAAAACGCAAGGAACUUGGUUCCAUUUUGAGAUACUUCCAAGUUAGUGAUUCCUCUACCAAACAAGUGGUUGAUGAAUUCACUCAAGCAGAUGCACCAUUUCCAACAUCUGGUCAGACCAAUACUUCAAUCUCUGAUAGUGAGAGCUAUAUGGAACCGGAUCCAAGUGAGCACCAAAGAAGCAAUUUGGUGAGAAAUGACAACAAUGACGAGAAUAAUAGUACACAUGUGAAUGAAACUAUGCAGACAAGUACUGCCUGGCAUUUGAAUGUUGAAGAUGUAGAUCCUUCUGUGAUUGAUGAACUGCCUCUAGAAAUCCAGAGAGAAGUUCGAGGCUGGCUUCGCUUGCCAAAGCAUGUACAGGCAACCAAGCGUGGUUCUGAUAUUACUCAAUACUUUUUAUCAGCAAAAAAGUAGUAGGGAUGGAAUUCUCUGAAAGGCGCUUGAUUUUAGCUUUUGGAAGCUGGUUCAGACACAUCUGCCCUUGGUGGUUGUUUUAAGCUUCAUCAUCAUGUGUACAUUAUAACUCUAAUCAGGGAUGAAGAGUGAAGCUCUUGGGGACAGGACAUCAACCGGCUUACUUCAAAUGCAGCCGAUGGCUUGCCUAAUCUUGAAACAGGAGGGAUGGGCAUGUCAGAGUUUGAUUGGUUUAGGUAGCUGACCUUAAAUUUGUGUCUUGGCCAUUUUCUUUUGUGAUUUCUCGCAUGUGGCUUUUGAGCUUCAGCAUCAGAAUAUCAGCUUUAAAAUCGGUUACUACUUCAAAGGUAUGCGUUCAUAGCAAAUAUACCAUUGUGCCCCCUCAAACAGUCUUCUGUAUGCAUAUAUCAUUGUUGUACACAGUUAAUUAAGAAAAGACCUUAUUAGUUUA
Molecule: messenger RNA, 1192 nt
Organism: Dioscorea cayenensis subsp. rotundata (Guinea yam)
Lineage: Eukaryota; Viridiplantae; Streptophyta; Magnoliopsida; Dioscoreales; Dioscoreaceae
Product: DNA polymerase eta-like
Exons: 5
Coding region: 1-741 (246 amino acids)
Source: RefSeq, a predicted model, not a curated record